AUGUCACAAGGGAAAAAACGGUCAUACAAAGAAGCUUUUCUACAAUGGGGUUUUACUAAGUUUGUUGAUAAAAGUGUCGAGAAGCCUCAAUGUGUUCUGUGCAACAAAGCUCUCACAACUGAAAGUAUGAAACCAAGCAAAUUAAAAGAACAUUUUGAGAGAAGUCAUUCUCAGUUUGCAGAAAAAGAUAUUGCAUUUUUCAAACGUAAAGAAGAUGCGUUAAAAAAUGCACGUAUGGAUUCAUCCGGUUACUUUUUUCAGUCAACUGAAGCUGGUCUUGAAGCUUCAUAUUGCAUCGCUCUACGAAUCGCAAAAAACAAGAAACCUCAUACAAUUGGAGAAAAUCUUAUCAAACCGUGUAUACUAGAUGCAGUAAAACUUGUUCUUGGAGAGCAACAUUUUGAAAAGAUAAAUAAGAUAUCACUUUCUAACAACACUAUCAAAAAUCGUAUCGAGGAUAUGAGCAAAAAUAUUUUGGACACAGUGCUCAAUGAAAUAAAGUCAAGUCCUUUCUUCGCCUUACAGUUAGAUGAGUCGACCGACGUUGCAUCUUGUUCCCAGCUACUUGUCUAUGUUCGAUACAUAAAGGGUGACGACAUAAAAGAAGAAUACUUAUUCUCAGAAUCACUGAGUACUACUUCACAAGUGAAGAUGUUUUUUGGACAGUGA
This is a messenger RNA of Metopolophium dirhodum (rose-grain aphid), 669 nucleotides long. Its product is annotated as zinc finger BED domain-containing protein 5-like. NCBI's taxonomy places the organism in Eukaryota, Metazoa, Arthropoda, Insecta, Hemiptera, Aphididae. Bases 1 to 669 code for a protein of 222 amino acids. The transcript has a single exon. The record is from RefSeq and is a predicted model, not a curated record.